Messenger RNA from Sphenostylis stenocarpa, 243 nucleotides. NCBI's taxonomy places the organism in Eukaryota, Viridiplantae, Streptophyta, Magnoliopsida, Fabales, Fabaceae. The record is from the annotation of a GenBank genome assembly.
AUGCCUGAUAAGGAUGCAACCUAUCAAUUUCCUCGGGCCUGUGGUGUCUCCUUCCAGUCCACCCUAGUGUUAGCUAUGGCACUAUCUUCAUCACUGGAGGAAGUGACGUUGGUGAGAGUGGCUGAGAAGGGAAACCCCUCAAAAGGGUCCCACAUGUCGAAAGGGAAAGGGUCUACAACAUUGCUUCGUUUACCAUCAAAGAAGCUAAGACAAGAUACAUCAUUGCGUAACCUUGUUUCUUAA